Molecule: messenger RNA, 2526 nt
Organism: Boleophthalmus pectinirostris (great blue-spotted mudskipper)
Lineage: Eukaryota; Metazoa; Chordata; Actinopteri; Gobiiformes; Gobiidae
Gene: rskrb
Product: ribosomal protein S6 kinase related b
Exons: 13
Coding region: 226-1572 (448 amino acids)
Biological process (GO): protein phosphorylation
Molecular function (GO): protein serine/threonine kinase activity; ATP binding
Source: RefSeq, a predicted model, not a curated record
GGGAUUAACUUGUUUUUUGUCGCCAUUAUCUGACAUUUACCGCGUAACCUAUGUGGAUUUGUGCUUGAAUUUAAAUUUUCAUUGGCUUUGCGUUUUGUUUUUUAGUCUUUGACUAAUGUGCGCCGUAGGGAGUCGCACACUGCGGUAACAUAAUAUGAUUUGUAUGGAUAAGUAGCGCACGUUUUUCGCACUGUGAGGGCACAGUGCCGAUGUUCUGUCACGCAAAUGGGGGCCGACGGCAGUAAAAACUCGAAGAGGCCGGUGGGGGACCAGGAUGAUGAGCCCCUUGCAUCUGGAUGGAGAGGGUUUCUCUCCAGUGUGGGUCUGUCCCUUCCUGCCUCGGUGUGUCGUCUGGCCCCUCCAGCUCUGCGGCUCGGCCAUCGUCGGAUGCUCCAGGGAAAAGCUCCAGACAUCCCCGAGCAUGUGCUGAGGCUAGCGGGGGUCGGCCCAGACAAGCUGAGGGCCGAGUGGAGCUUACCAGGCUUCAUCUCCAUGUUCCUGCCAGAGUUCCCACACCGGACUGUGCCUGGACAAGAGCAUUUCCAAGUUAUGAGUUAUAUUGCCAAAGGCUCAUUUGGACCCAUUCUGAAAGUGAAAGACAAAGUAAAACAGAAAACCUAUGCUGUGAAGGUUAUACCUAAAUCAGAAAUCCUGAGACUUGGCGUGUUGGAACAGUCUAAGGAAGAAGUGAUUGUUCAGCGUCAGGUUCAUCAUCCAUUUGUCCAUGACCUCCAGGACUGCUGGCAGACUCAGCGCCACCUCUACAUUAUGUGUGACUACUGCAGCACUGGGGACCUCUACACUUACUGGCAAAUGAAUGGACAGUUUUCAGAGGAUACUGUCAGAGUGUUUGCUGCAGAGCUGGGGUGUGCUCUGGGUUUUCUACAUGACAUUGGAGUCAUCCAUCGAGAUGUGAAGAUGGAGAAUAUUUUGCUGACAGACAAUGGACACCUCCGUUUAGCUGACUUUGGUUUGUCCCGUCGCCUGGAGAGAGGAGGGAGAGCCUUCACUAUUUGUGGCACUAUACAAUAUAUGGCUCCAGAAGUGUUGAGUGGUGGGCCCUAUAACCAUGCUGCCGAUUGGUGGUCUCUGGGGAUCUUGAUUUUCUCAUUGGUUACUGGGAAGUUCCCUGUACCACCUGAAUCUGACCACUGCAACAUGUUAAGAAAAGUUAGACAUUUUCCAUAUGAAAUGCCCCUCAGCUUUAGCCCUCCACUGGCUUUGCUCAUCACAGAGCUUCUCUGCAAGACUCCUAUUCGUAGACUAAGAACUAUUGAUCGAUUUAAACGACAAGCCUUUUUUCGUGGGAUGAGUUUUGACCUUGCCCUUAUGCAGCGGGAGCCUGUGGAGGUGAUUCUGAUGCUGAGGGAGAGGCCGGACCGAGCAGCCAAAGCUCGCAGAGGCCUCACUCUGUCUUUGCAGCCACUGAAAGGUUUUGACUACGACUCCCUGCUUAGCCCAGACACUCCAGACAUUCAGGACAACAGCACCCAAACCCACGUGACAGUACUGCCAGGACCACCACUGCAACCUGCUCAGGAAAAGGGUCCUCGCAGAGAAGUCUUUGUAUGAAGCACUUUGUGUUUACUAUAAAAUAAUAUGCACUAAAGGCCUAUGUGUAAUCACACACAUCCUCACUCUUACUCAAAGCUGUGGUGCACUGUGUACAAACUACCUGAGAAGAUGCCUACAACAUAUAUAAAUAUAUUGAAUUGGUUGAUAGAGUAUACUAGAGUCAUGUUUUCAAAAAAGUAUUUUUCUUCCAUAAUUUACAAAGGUAAUUUUAUAUUAUAUGCCUUCCACUUUUCACAGCUCUUUUAUUUGCACAGUGUUUUGCAAGGAAUAUUGCGCCAUUGUUCGUCUCUUUCCUCGCGAUUGGUCAUGGUUGCCCUUUAACAAAAUGUAACAAAAUACUAUCAGACAUUUCAUUGUUUUCUGUUACACCAUAGGAAUUUCUGGCUCCGCAGGAAACCACUACAGCUCUUGCAGAGGUACAUUUCUUAAGAUGAAUUCUUAUUGUCUUCAUAAUGUGAAAAUGUGUUGGGUCCUUAAAUUGUACAUUUGAUCUAUUUCUGAAUAUUGAUUUGUUUGUGAUACCUUAAACGUCAUUACCUUGGCUGUCUAGAGAAUGAUGCAGCAGAAAUCUACACUUUCUUUAUUUAUUAUUGACCAUAGCAUCAUUUUUGCCUUUUUGUUUGUUGUAAUCUGUCCAAAGUUAUUUCCUUUAGGCCUUGUUUCAUUUAUUUUCACGUGGCUCUCAAGGCUGCAAACUCAAGGCUCUAAAUAUAUACCUCAGUUUGUCUCUUUGAUAGAUCCAGGGCUUUUUCUAUUUCCCUCUUGUAACUGACAUGAAUUGUGCCCAUAAAUACAACCUUUUGCACUUGCCUAAUAAUAUUCUAAUGGAUGUUCACAAAAUCAUUGGUGAUUCUGUGACAAAAUGACUCAAUCUGUUGCUCAUAUAUAAAUUCUGUGUAAAGACAGUGUUGUGUAUAUUUUUGUAAAUGGAGAAUAAAAUUAUUGAACUAU